AUGCUUUACCUUGCUUCCCCCGGGAAACACCAGACAGAUAUCGGAUCAGUAGUUUUCCUCGCGCAUGACCGAAUAGAACUCAGAAAAGGUCCUCAAGCAUCCUCUGAUCCAUUUUUUGGUUACGGUAUCAGCAACUUCCCACGCGACUCUCAAGGCAAAGCCCAUCCGAAAGGGCCCAAGAAGCCCUUGCGCUGUAUAUUCGACCGACUUGCAAAUCUGAUCUCGGAAAUGAGCAACCAUGAAUCCGUGUUCACCGGGGUGACCGCAUGUUCUCAAAAUCUCAUGGAUGAGAACCAUAUAGGAGUAGUAACUGCAGUAUAUGGUGGCGCUGUUAACGUCGGAAUACCAGAGCACAAUCGGAUAAACGGGAUCGCCUGUGGAUGA
This is a messenger RNA of Aspergillus calidoustus, 384 nucleotides long. The record is from the annotation of a GenBank genome assembly. Lineage: Eukaryota; Fungi; Ascomycota; Eurotiomycetes; Eurotiales; Aspergillaceae.